Messenger RNA from Octopus sinensis (East Asian common octopus), 1116 nucleotides. RefSeq lists its product as uncharacterized. The coding region runs from base 144 to 989 and encodes 281 amino acids. The transcript is spliced from 11 exons. The record is from RefSeq and is a predicted model, not a curated record. NCBI's taxonomy places the organism in Eukaryota, Metazoa, Mollusca, Cephalopoda, Octopoda, Octopodidae.
UGUAAUCACUCAUUCUAUGUCGGCAACUUUCAGAGCGGGAAAUUUGACAACAUUUCAUGAAUUGAUGGAAGCAUUUAAAAAAAUAUAAACGUGUUUUAAUGAUGGACACACACAUAUAGAGAUUGCCAAAUAUCAUCAUCAUCAUGUCACAGUUAUUGUUUGUUGAAGAUGUUCGAAGUUGGGAGUCAACAAAAUGUCAGCAGGAGCUUGACCAUGCUCUCCCAAAGCUUGUUUCUUGCUUUUCCAGUGAUAUCAGUGUUGAUAGUAAAGUUGGGGUUUUGAAUAUUAUUUGUACAUCGUUUCUGCCUCACAUGAAGCUUGCAGUUAUUGAGACAAGACUCUUUCACAACAUAAGUUCAAAGAUAAAUGAUUUGUUGGCAGAGAUACUAGAAAAUGCUAAGCAAAUUCAAGAAGUUACAGAAAAGUCAUCUGAAUGCCACCAAGACGUUGUGGCUAUGCUGAAGCUUGCUUUAAAUAUCGUGGAAUCUACAGAGAGUUGCAUGAAAUAUGUGUGCGGAGCCAGUGAACUUGUCGACUUGGAAAAUAUACAUUCCUUGCUCUCUUCUGUCCUCAGAGUUUUAACACAAUCUUAUGAACAUUGUAAAGAGAGUCCUACCAUUUAUGGUGACCUGUUGCCACUUUUAUCUGAUGUUUUGUCCAGUUUCUUCAAAAAGACUCACCAACUACAAACUACAACAUUAUGCUGUUUGGAAAAAAUAAACAUCAAGUCAACUGAACAAGAUGUUGUUGAUCUUUGUUCAACCUGCCACAGUUUGUUGUCUCUUUGCCAACUGGUUCCAGCUCUUGACAUCAAGAUUAUGAUUGGUCUAUGGAAGUCUUUAGCCAGGCUGGCUGUCCAGUACAAAAGUUUUCUCUAUUCAAGACUCGAACUUGAAGCUGUUAUGUCUUCUUUGGCCUCCAGUAUUCAAUCAAAUUAUGACACCUUGUUAAAUGUGGCCCCCGGGUUCCAGAUAAGACAGCUGAAGUAGAAAAUCCUUCACAAACAAACGAGAAAUCUUUUCAGAUGACUUUGAAGAUUACUGGUUUCUUAAUGAAGGUUUUGGUAAAUUUCGUCAAAGAAUAUGAAAAUUACCUUGGCAAAAGUGUUGAACCAUU